Messenger RNA from Cyprinodon tularosa, 1421 nucleotides. RefSeq names its product troponin T, skeletal muscle-like. The record is from RefSeq and is a predicted model, not a curated record. The transcript has 7 exons. NCBI's taxonomy places the organism in Eukaryota, Metazoa, Chordata, Actinopteri, Cyprinodontiformes, Cyprinodontidae. The coding region runs from base 147 to 524 and encodes 125 amino acids.
CUGAGGCUGUAGUCUGAAGCUUAGUUGAACGAGGGAAGGUAGUUCAGCUCCAAAGUUGGGUAAAAACUGUUAAGGAUUCAAAAUAAUUUAUUCUCUUUGAUUCCUAUGUUUAUGUUUUGCAGGUGAUUUUUUUCUCCUCCUGCAUCAUGAAGCUGCUUACUUUGAUAUUCUUUCUUUGUGCCCUGCUGGCUCUCAGCCUUGCUUCUAAUGCCAAGAAUGAAACUGGGACUAGGGAGGCUGUUUCCAAAGAUGCCAAAAAUGAAACUAGGACUGAGGAGGCUGUUUCCAAAGAUGCCAAGAAUGAAACUGAAACUGAGGAGGGAGUUUCUGCAGAGGCUGAGGAUGAACAUGAAGAUCUAGAAGAUGAAUUUGAUGAGGAGGAAGGGGCUUUAGAUGAUGAAGAAGCAGAUCAUGGAGGAGAGGAAGAAGCAGAAGAAGGACAAGAAGAAAAAGAAGAAGAAGAAGAAGAAGAAGAAGAAGGACAAGAAGAGCAGGAAGAAGAAGAAGGACCCAGCAAGGCCUAAACGAACCAGGAGUUAUAACUGCCUUGCAAUUAACCAUUUAGGUAAUGUAGUGUACUGUAAGUACACUACAUAAUGUAGUGUAAUGCUAAUGUAAUGUUUUUAGUUUAAUGUAGUGUACUGUAGCAUUGUAAAGCAUUGCUAACACAGUCAAACAUUUAGUAUGUACAAUGUAUGUCUAGCUGGCUAAAAGCAAUGUAGUUCUCUCUGUCUUUAAUCGGGUCGUAUUAUGGUGAAAAUGUAUUGUCUUCGCCAAUUUUACUUGUUUUUCCUACAGCUUGCAGAUGUUCAGUAGAUUACAGUUGCCUUAAAGAUUACCAUCUGUCUGCAUUAUGGAUUAAACAAACAUCCCAACCUUGAUGUCUAAUCAAUUGUACUCAUGUUAACCCCAUCUCCUGUAAUGCCAAAGAUUGAAAAAAAGCCACAAGAUUCUGGGAGUGGAUUGUCUCUCUGGUCCGUGUACUGUAGCAUUGUAAGGCAUUGCUAACACAUUCAAACAUUUAGUAUGUACAAUGUAUGUCUAGCUGGCUAAAAGCAAUGUAGUUCUCUCUGUCUUUAAUCAGGUCGUAUUAUGGUGAAAAUGUAUUGCCUUUGCCAAUUUUACUUGUUUUUCCUACAGCUUGCAGAUGUGAAGUAGAUUACAGUUGCCUUAAAAGAUUACCAUCUGUCUGCACUAUGGAUUAAACAAACAUCCCAACCUUGAUGUCUAAUCAAUUGUACUCAUGUUCACCCCAUCUGCUGUAAUGCCAAAGAUUGAAAAAAGCCACAAGAUUCUGGGAGUGGAUUGUCUCUCUGGUCCGCUUCGAAAGAGUCCACUGAAUGUCUUAAAGAGAGACUGCUUUUUGCUCUAAUAAACCUUAUCUAUUUCUAUUGCAAAAUAAAUCUUUUGAAGCAUUGAAA